Sphenostylis stenocarpa is the source of this 561-nucleotide messenger RNA. NCBI's taxonomy places the organism in Eukaryota, Viridiplantae, Streptophyta, Magnoliopsida, Fabales, Fabaceae. The record is from the annotation of a GenBank genome assembly.
AUGAACAAACAGUCCACCACCAUGAGAACCAGACGCACCUCCACAAGAAGACAACGCACGUCUCGACGGAGUGACCAAUGCAGAUCGAUGCGUGCCACCACGACGGAGAGACCAAUGUCGCGACGAACCACUUUGUACCACCAGGUAGCGGCUCAAACGUCGUUUCUCCACCGCUGCGAACAAUACGCGAACAACCACCGCAACACAUUCUGUCGAUAUCGCACCACCAUGAGCAAACCAUUAUUGGUGACCGGCGUGAGUGCGAAUGACCUAGAAACCCUUAAUUCAGGAAUGCGACCGGAAUUGUUGCAGAAAGGGGUUUCAAAAUUUGGGUUCGGCCAGAGGGUUCAAAAGAUCCGAACGAUUGUCGACCACCAGAUCCGCUGGUAUGCAAUAUUCACCCUAGCCCACAAGCACAAAUACUCGGCGCGGAAUAUAAUCCCCAAAUACUCCAAAGACUCAAAUAUAGUCAAUCAAGAAGGUGGUAAGACCCAUGCAGAGUUUCCCAAUAGCAUAGAGCUUGGGAAGCUCCCACCCGAUCAAGAUCCGAGCAAUAUAUAA